Messenger RNA from Botrytis porri, 381 nucleotides. RefSeq lists its product as uncharacterized. Bases 1 to 381 code for a protein of 126 amino acids. NCBI's taxonomy places the organism in Eukaryota, Fungi, Ascomycota, Leotiomycetes, Helotiales, Sclerotiniaceae. The transcript has 2 exons. The record is from RefSeq and is a predicted model, not a curated record.
AUGACUAUUGCACUUAAUGGCAUUCCACGCCACCGCGAACUCAGCUACAGUCGCAAUAGAAGAUCUUUAACAAUCCACUACGAUUAUAGUCUGGGCCACAUAGAAAGCGAGGGAGAGACCUUAGAGCCGCAGAAUAGAUUUCGCUACAAUUUUCCGAAUUUCGGAAUCAGACAUACCGUCAAUUAUGGUCCUCUUGACCAAGUUGAGAACCAGCAGCGUAUUACAGAUGUUGUUCGAGUUCUUAAAGGCUUUCGGUUGAGAACUCUAGAGAUUAGUUUGAGCCUCGAUACUGAAGACUUUAGCCAAAUCGCUUGUGCUGCUCCGUUUUUUCGACUUGCGUCAACGUCGCUAGCAGUGGAGCAUGAGAUACAAACGUGGUAG